This is a messenger RNA of Melospiza melodia melodia, 1496 nucleotides long. RefSeq names its product cornichon family AMPA receptor auxiliary protein 4 (gene CNIH4). NCBI's taxonomy places the organism in Eukaryota, Metazoa, Chordata, Aves, Passeriformes, Passerellidae. Gene Ontology annotation, biological process: endoplasmic reticulum to Golgi vesicle-mediated transport. Gene Ontology annotation, cellular component: endoplasmic reticulum membrane; COPII-coated ER to Golgi transport vesicle. The transcript has 5 exons. Bases 36 to 455 code for a protein of 139 amino acids. The record is from RefSeq and is a predicted model, not a curated record.
GGCCCGAGCGCGGCGGGCGCGGCGGCGGCGGCGGGAUGGAGUCGGUGGUCUUCAUCUUUUCGCUGAUCGACUGCUGCGCCCUCAUCUUCCUCUCCGUCUACUUCAUAAUCACGCUAUCAGAUCUGGAAUGUGACUACAUCAAUGCUAGAUCAUGCUGCUCCAAGCUCAAUAAAUGGGUGGUGCCUGAGGUGAUUGGCCAUGCUGUUGUCACUGUGUUAAUGCUCAUUUCAUUGCACUGGUUCAUCUUUCUCCUCAACCUGCCAGUGGCCACGUGGAAUAUAUACAGGUACAUUAUGGUGCCAAGUGGAAACAUGGGAGUGUUUGAUCCCACAGAGAUCCAUAACCGAGGACAGCUGAAAUCACACAUGAAAGAAGCCAUGAUUAAGCUGGGCUUUCAUCUGCUCUGUUUCUUCAUGUACCUUUACAGUAUGAUUCUGGCUUUGAUAAAUGAUUGAGAAGUUGAAAGAACCAUUAGCUGCCAAAUGGGGUCAUCACUCCAGGGACUGGUGGUGGAGCCACAGACACCUCCCGAACACACCUAGAUCAGUGUCGUCAUGCAGUAUAUUUUUCCUCUUUGAACAAGAAAUAUUUUUCUGUAUUUUUAACAUAAAAUAUUUUCAAAAGGCAUUGGAUCUGUGUAGCAGUUGUUUUUGUUCCUUUACAAGCCAAACUUGCGGAGCUGCUGCUUCUGUAAGAUGAAAUCCUUGCUUACAGAAGCGACCUCAUAGGAAUUGAAUGGUGAUAAGGGAAACUCGUAAUGAUGGUUGUUCCAGAGCACAUUCAAGUGCAGCAAUGAUAUCUGAUUCUUGCUGAGAGCUGUCAGGAUGAGACUUUGCCUGCCAAGCUGUCCUAUCAGAGCCUAGUUUGAAGGAGCACUUGGAACAGAUUUCAAAGUGGAACAGGAGCACAGCUUGCAUCUUUGUGUUGGUAUUCUUUCCAGACAAAAAUCAAUGGAAUAAAAGUGAUAUUUUCCUCCCUUUCUCCACUCUGCUGCAGCAAUCUAUAUGAAGUCUUGCAUUUGGAUGGAUUAAGAUCUCUUUGGUGGAUAUGACACUUGUGUAUAAGAGUGCAGAUAAACAUGAUUAAUACUUGCUUUUUCCCUUCAACUCCUAUUUUGUCAUUGAAGUGCAUCAUGGACAUCCAGAUAAAGUUAAGAUCAUAUUGCACUGGGGUGGAGUUGGUUACAGAGCAAAAGACAAUCUGCAGUUGCUACUCCCUGAAGCUGCUGUUUGCACAGCCAGUGGGGUGAAAGAAGUCUGUGUAGCUCAGGGAAAUGGUCUGGUAACCCAUAACCCCACUCACUCACUCACUCCAGUUCUGAUGUGACUCUGCUUCAGUGAUACCAGCAAGUUCUCUUUGCAUCAGUGACAAGUGGAUGAACCUGAGUUUGUACCCUCACUGUCCAAUAACUGUCUUCAAGGUUUUUAUAUGUGCUUGCAAACAGUCUCUUGGAACAAACACAACAAUUAAAACACUUUAAAAAUACACUUCUGUAA